AUGGAUACGAUACCGAUAAGUAAAUCGUCAUCCAGCCUCUCCUCAUUGCAUACUGAAUCCGAUAUCUCUGAUUCAGAAACUUCCAAUCCUGAUCUAACACCAGAACCUAUUUUCAUUCAAAACAUUGAACCUGAACAUUCUGCAUUAUCUGAUGAUGAAUUGUCUGAUGCACCUAGGACAUGCAUGUCUCCAGUAGAAGAGUCAGUCAUUGUAAAUAUAGAGUCAGAUAGUGAUGUAAAAAAAGUCCAUGUAGGGUCCUCAUUGUCUCAUGAUGAACAGUCCUCAUUCAUUGCAUUACUGAAAGAAGCGCGUGUUGGUAAAGAACACACCGAAAAUAGCUUGAAGGACUUACAAAAUGAGAUAGAAAAUCUUUGUUUAUCAUACGAAGAGAAAUCUGUCUAUCAAUGUCAGCCUGGGCUGAUGAAGAUGUUCAUUAACAGCGAAUUACCUAGUGCUAAAGAGUAUCUUCAAGGUAAAUUUAAAGUGGAUAAGAGUAGUGAUACACCUUCAAGGAUUAAGAUCAUCCCUAAAUCAAAUGAUGAUAAUGCAAAUGAUGAUAAUGCAAAAGGUUAUAAGAAUAUACUUUCUCCUGAAGAUAUGGAGAUGCUUUCUGUUUUUGGACCUUAUACCAUUGAAUGGAUUUUAAUUAAUGUUUUAAGUAGUUUGUUCAACAUUGAAAGUAGUGUAAGGUGUGCUAGUGUUAUCGAAAGGAUUGAAUCUCUGGUUCGUCAUAACGGUAAUAAAAUGAUGGAAAAAGCUGCCAAUAAAAAGAAAUCAAAAAAUCUUAUAAGUUAUCCUUUUGGUACUGCUUUGAUCGAAUUUUUGAUUGAACGAGGUCUGAUAGACCUUAAGGUUUUGGAUACUUCAGUUGAAAAUAAUACCGAUGUAAAAGUUAUCACUAUCGUUCCAGCGGUGUCUACGUUGAGUAUUUUGUAUACUAACAUCCAACGAGCUCGUUAUGAGCGAACCAUUCUAGAAAUGGCCUCAGCCUACGCUGGUUAUACAUUUUAUAUACCGGCAUUUCUUGACUUCCGUGGUCGAAUCUAUCGUAGUGGAAUCUUGCAUUUCCACGAGCGUGAUCUCGCACGGAGUCUUAUUCUCUUUGAUGCUAAAGAAUUUAUAAAUAAUUCUCAGUUUGUACUAGCACCUCAUGUAAUACAGGAAAUGCUUUAUUAUUAUCGAGCUGCUGGUGGGUUCCAUUAUAAGUCUUUCUCGACAAACCCUAUUGAUUCGGCUAACAUGUUUUUUACAGAUGUAGAAAAAUGUGUUAUUGAGGAGGUGGGUGAUAUUCAAAAAGACUCUUGUAGAGAGGAUGGUUUUUGUUAUGAUUCUGCUAUUGUUAUCACAAGCGCUAAAGCUAAAAACCCUUUUCAGUGGAUGAUGUUUUUGUGGGGUAUUUUUAAUAAAUCAGAAGAUUCGAAUUUUAUAUGCGGAGUGCCUAUUACCCAAGAUGCUUCGGCUAGUGCCUACCAAAUAAUGGCUUAUUUGCUGUUGAAUGAACCUAUGGCUAAAAGAACGAAUCUUAUAACCAACUCUGAGAAGCCAGACUCCAUAGCUGAUGUUUAUUCUGUUAUUAUGGAUGAUUUAAAGUCCUUCCUUAAUAAGGAAGAUCUUCCCGAUUCCGUCAAAGAAUUAUACAAUGAGUAUAUUGAUCGCAAAUUGGUAAAAAGUAUUUUUAUGCCUAUUAUCUACGGAAAGACUGAAAUGAGUACGGCGGGUAAUAUUAAAGCGGCGUUGAAGCCGUACUUUUAUCCCGCUUACAAAGAAAGCGCUGUGUUGGCCUCCCUCUGCUUCAAGUUUUUGAGGGAAUAUUACAAGGAAAUGGAUCAUUUGAUCCGUUUGAUUCGCCUUAUAGGUUGGUUUGCUUCUACCUGCGAUAGCAAUGUUGUCUACGAUACUCAAUUCUUUUCCACCUGCCAGGAUUUUUUGGUUAAGGAUUCCCAUAUCAUUUGGGUUUAUGACAAAAUAAGAAAGAAGAAACGUAUGGUUACUCUUAGACUCUCUUCUGACAAGAGAGAUCGUAAGAAGACUGAAGUGUCUACUUUCAUGAAUUUCAUCCAUCAAAAAGAUGCUUUAAUAGCUAUGAAGGUGGUUUUAAAUAUGCAAGGUCUAAAUGCUCCUAUUUACACCAAUGGUCUUGAUAAAAACAAACUUGGGGUGAAUAUCGAACAAUUCCCCUAUAUAGUUUUAACUGAAGAGUGUAUAGAUACUUUAUUUAAUUGUAUUUUACCUGAAACCUUUAAAAACAAGAAACAGAAGCUUAAAGUGUGGAAUGCCAACGUCUCUCGUUUUAAAACGUACUACUUUGGCUAUGUGCGCACUGUGUGCUGUGAGGAUCCAAGGAGUGGCUCUGUGGAUAUGAAAUGGGAUAAUCAUGAGAUUAAAUGGGAGCAAUUUAUGAGUAAGAUCGACGGGCAGUAUUGUGUGCAUUAUUAA
Molecule: messenger RNA, 2436 nt
Organism: Chenopodium quinoa (quinoa)
Lineage: Eukaryota; Viridiplantae; Streptophyta; Magnoliopsida; Caryophyllales; Amaranthaceae
Exons: 4
Coding region: 1-2436 (811 amino acids)
Biological process (GO): mitochondrial transcription
Cellular component (GO): mitochondrial DNA-directed RNA polymerase complex
Molecular function (GO): DNA binding; DNA-directed RNA polymerase activity
Source: RefSeq, a predicted model, not a curated record